This is a messenger RNA of Suillus bovinus, 435 nucleotides long. RefSeq lists its product as uncharacterized. Bases 1 to 435 code for a protein of 144 amino acids. The record is from RefSeq and is a predicted model, not a curated record. Lineage: Eukaryota; Fungi; Basidiomycota; Agaricomycetes; Boletales; Suillaceae. The transcript is spliced from 5 exons.
AUGUCGCCUCUUCUGCGUGACGACGAUGACCUAUUGAUAUUGUCAUCUGAUACCAAAAUGGUGGAGAGCGCCAAUGCAAGCACGGUUAUGUUCAAGACCAAACCUGCUAAACCAACCAAUGUUACUGCCAUGCUCAAAGCUCCUCCAGUCAAGCAGCUGAAGAAGAAGCAUCUUCCCAAGGGUUGCCAGAUGGAAAACAAGUGGGCAAGAGAGUUUAUCCCUACUGCCAUUUGCUACAUUGGUGAUCUGGAUGAGAGAGUCUGGGAUGUGGUCUAUAAGGGCAAGAUUUUGCACACAGUUGUAGCCAAUGGACCUGUUGUUGCCCUGUGGUUGUCAGAGUGGCGCAACACCAUUAGUAAUGUUGCCCUUGUUGUACUCGUAAACUUCAUGACUUCUCAGGAUGAUAUUUACACAGACUGGUGUCUUGUUACUUAA